CUGCUUGUACUGACGUCCACGAAGGAAUGUUGCGUCCCAGCACCAUUUGCACAUAUAUGGGGUACCGCUGAACGUCCCGCGGUAAAGAGAGCCACAAGAUUUAAGCACCAUUUUCCUGUCGAUAACUUACAAACCUUCAAAGUAACAUUCCAAACAUGUGAGGGAAGAAAAAGGGAAACAAUCCUACUGCUUGUGUGUGUGUGUGUAUGCGUGUGUGACGUUUUGUUGUUGUUGUUGUGCUGAAGUCUCAGUCUGACAUAGAAGUUGCAAGUGAGUAUCCAUUUCUCUUCCGCUUCUGAGUCCUCCCCCCCCCCCCCCCUGAUGGUGACACCACGCUAUCAGAGUUGGUGUGCGUUCCCUGAGCAGAUUUGCCAAUUGCAUAUUCCCAAUAGAAUGGGUCAGGUAUUAUCGGUCAAGCUGUUGAUGUGAAUUGAUUUACGCAUCACGUGAGGCGGGAGGAUUUUCAAAGACCUAGAUGACCUUGAAGUUAGAUGAAAAACACGGGACAAGGACCAGUUUCCAGUCCUUACCGAUCAUGCAAGGGGACUUGUCCAAGGAACUCUUCAUCGAAAAAAAUGAGUCGAGCUGUACCAAACAAUUCUAUCGAAACGAAAGGUUACAUCCUUCAGCUACCCACCAGUGUCCUUGCACGAUGCGAAUCAGAUUACCCAUCUGUGGGACGUCCAUUUUCAUAAAUGAAGAGCGCCGAAAAGCCGGAACCACAUUCAACUACAUAGGAACAGCGCAUUGUUCCUAUUUCUAUAACCCGUGCCGUACAUUCUCCAAAACAGACAAUGGAAAUCCUCCUGGCAGGCCAAGAUGGCCGCCGGCUCGUGUAAAGGUCGAGAACAGGAAAUGGAAGGUGAAGAUGAUGACGUCUCGGUAAUCUUAUAUCGUGUAACCCUUUGUUUGGGGUUUUAUUUUUUUGUUGGUUGAGCGUCCAUUAGUAACCACGGGUAACACUACUGCACUGGCAUCAUCAUCUUUGGUUGGAGGAUUAUAAAAGGAAAGUCGGCAUACGUGGACGCUGGUCAGUGGUGUGCUAAACGUUGUCUAAUAAACAUCCGAGCAUCUUUAGUGUGUGUGUGUGUCUUUCAAGAAUCUGAAAAAUUGUGAUGAAAUGUACUGAUGGCAGUGUAUGGUGAGCCGACUGCACUGUGUUGAGAUAUUUGAACUCCACUCAGCACACCAUGAGACUUACGCUAGUUGUGUGCGGUUUUCUGCUGGGUUUAGGGCUAGCACCAAUCGAUGGCAGACUAAAGUAUGCGGAGGUGUUCCCAAGCGAUGGGCUCCAGAAUCUGCUCCUCUCGGAACCGGGCAGCUCGUUGGAGGGUAGUAGUGAUCGGGAUGAUUCGGACACUCCAUUCGGUGUAGAUGAGCGGCCGGGCCGUACCAAACACUUUACUUCCAGUGGCCACGACCCUGCAACGGCGGCUAGACAUAGAGCGGAAUGUAAGGAAAACCCGACACCGAAUCCUUCGGAUGCUGCGUCGGAUGAUGCAUCGCUUAAGCUGGUACCACUCAACUGCUUCCCACUGGCCGACCGGUUACACAAGUACGACUGGGCACGGUACCAUCUGCGGCAUAUGGCUGCCAGUUCUGCAAGGUCUGCUUCACCGGAUCCGGCCGAAGCUGGUAGGAAGGAGACCGGUGCGAGCCGGGCGGAGUUCGUGGCACGGAAGCGUUCCGACUUUAAUCGUGAAAUCUCAGCCGACCUGUACGCACAGUAUCCAUCGUCCUGUGCGUGCCAGACAAAGUACGAGCUGUUGGAUCUUGGCUACACACACUUCCCACGGUACGUGGUGAACGCGAUCUGUCAGAACCGGAGUGCCAACAGUCGGAAGUGUUGGCGUGGUUCCAGCUGCAAGGAGAUCCCGUACAAGGUGCGUGUGCUGACCAAGCGGACCGACAACGAGUCGGGCGAACAUGACCAUCAUUCGACGCUGCUGCCGGAACCGUUGCGGGAGUACUGGCGGUUCAAGACGGUUACGAUAGCGGCCGCCUGUCAGUGUUCGAUCUGACGGUCGCUCGUGCCGGGCCGGUCGGAACAUUACACCGCUGAGGAUAACGACCAGGGGCAAUGGUAGAAGAGAAGGAAGGGGGCGAGGCGGCAGGGUGAAUAAGGGAAAUAAAUUGUAGGGACUUAAAAUACGAGGCACGGGUGGUCUGCUCCAGGUGGUUUGCUUUUACUGCUUUAGUAGAGAAGUGGUAGGUAGUCGGGAUCAGUUCCUGUGUUCGUGUGUGUAUGUGUGUGUGUGUGUUUGUUUGACUGCCCCCCUUUGGGAAGAGAUCUAGCUGGUCUAUUGCGGUCGCUUUGAUAUGAGAAUUUGCAACGAAUAAAAAGAACCUCAUCUCUUGAAGUUGAA
Messenger RNA from Anopheles stephensi (Asian malaria mosquito), 2366 nucleotides. RefSeq lists its product as uncharacterized. The record is from RefSeq and is a predicted model, not a curated record. The coding region runs from base 1191 to 2021 and encodes 276 amino acids. The transcript has 3 exons. Gene Ontology annotation, molecular function: prothoracicotrophic hormone activity. Lineage: Eukaryota; Metazoa; Arthropoda; Insecta; Diptera; Culicidae.